This is a messenger RNA of Orycteropus afer afer, 915 nucleotides long. RefSeq names its product protein lifeguard 1-like. Gene Ontology annotation, cellular component: membrane. Lineage: Eukaryota; Metazoa; Chordata; Mammalia; Tubulidentata; Orycteropodidae. The transcript is spliced from 9 exons. Bases 1 to 915 code for a protein of 304 amino acids. The record is from RefSeq and is a predicted model, not a curated record.
AUGGACUUGGAGGUCAGUGAACCAAUAAACUUUAGUUCUGGAGAUCAAUUACAUCUGGUUCGGAAAGCAUCAGAUAAUGAGGAUGGCCAGCCCAAAUCUGGUCAGCACUACACAUCUUCACCUUCAGCUGGGCAAAAACAAACUCCUGGGAAUCCUAAAUCAAAGGCCGAUCAGCGAGCAGGUGUCUAUGUGGUACAAAUUUCAGACGAGAACAGCCCGGAUGACAGCAAUGCAAAUGCAGACAACCCAUUCUCAGACUCAUCUGUCCGGAGAGCUUUCAUUAGAAAAGUAUUCCUCCUCCUAACAAUGCAAUUGGUUGUCACCGGAGCAGUUGUCAGUGUGUUCCUUUUCUGGAGAAAUUUAAAGGUUUGGAUACUCCUGAACCCCUGGUUCACCUAUGCACUCUUAGCAGCAUUUUUCGUGGUGCUCUUUGUUCUGGCUUGCUGUGGGGAUCUCCGUCGUCAGGUGCCUGCAAAUUAUAUUCUCCUAGGAUUGUUUACAGUUCUUCAAGGUCUGCUGCUAGGAACUGUAUCUGUUUUCUAUAAUGCUGAGGAAGUGUUAUGGGCAAUAGGAGCCACUGCUCUGGUGACAUUAUCGCUGACUUUCUUUGCUCUACAAACAAAAUGGGAUUUUACCUUGCUAAGUGGAGUACUGUUUGUUUCUCUCUUAAUACUUCUAAUCUAUGGAAUUCUCAUCAUCUUCAUACGAUCAUAUUGGUUGCAUCUAGUGUAUGCUGGACUUGGAACUGUGAUCUUCUCAUUAUACCUAGUGAUGGACGUGCAACUGAUGGUGGGCGGGCGCCAUUAUCAUUCUAACCUGGAUCCUGAAGAGUAUGUUUUUGCUGCUCUGAACAUCUACUUGGACAUCACCAACAUUUUCCUUUUUAUUUUGCAACUAAUUGGACUAGCACGGUAG